GGCGGCGCGAGGAGCGAGUGAGGUGCGACGGCGCGUGCGAGCAUGUGACCUGGCCCGGCGGCCCAGUGACCCCGCGCUGAUGACGGACGGAGCCCGGUGGCGGCCUGCAGAGAGCUCCUGAAACCCGACCGGCCCCGGCCCGAGCCCCGAGAGCUGACCUCAGACCGACCCGCGCCGGAAGCGGCAGCUAAAGGGCGCUGACUGCGCGCCGUCCGUGUCUCUGAGGAGAGAUUCUGAGGGACUCCGAGGAGUGAUACGAUGGAGCGGCGACUCCGGUGGAGCAUCCUGCUGCUUGCAGCCGCGACCCUCGCCCAAGGUCGGGUGCAGCAGAUCGACAUCACCGGCUUGGUGGGGGACGAGGUGCGGCUGCCCUGCGAGAUAGACGAGACCAAGUGCGGCGACGUGCACAACAUUCAGUGGUACCGCGGUGAUGGCGACACCCGCGUCUUCAUCUACUCCGAACUGGCCGAGGUCGACACCAGCGAGAACAUGCUCCAGGGCAGAGGUUACUUUGAGUACGCGAAGGGUUCGUCGACGACGGAGCUGGAGAUCCGAGACCUGCGGCCGGACGACGAGAGCCUGUACAAGUGCGAGCUGACCUACCUGGAGGUCAGGGACGACUGCGCCGUCAUCCAGUUCGUCAACCUCACCACACUCGCCAAGCCGGAGAGCAUCCGUAUCCUGCUGGAGGACGGCACGGAGGUCAGCCCCGGCUCCGUGAUUGGUCCGUACGAGGAGGACAGUGACCUGGUGCUGCGCUGCGAGUCGGCAGGGGGCAAGCCGGCCGCCGCCGUGACCUGGUGGAACGACACCGUCAACAUGGGAGGGGACGCGGGCGCCAUCCUGUCAGAGGACGGCACGGGACUGGGCACCAACGUCAUUCGCGUCCCGCUGACUCGACAUGACCUGGGCUCGGGCUUCGAAUGUCAGGCCACAAAUGCAGCCGUUGAGUACCCACUGCGCUCCAAGAUCUACCUGGAUCUGCAUGUGCGGCCUCGAACCAUCGAGCUGAGUGGCCUGGAGGAGCCUGUGAUGGAGGGUGCCACCGUGACCCUGACCUGCAAGGUCACGGGGGCACGACCUGCAGCCAACAUCACCUGGCUCACAGGAGGUCAGGAGCUGACCGAGCAGACCUCCAACACGGACAGCAUUCAGCCGGACAGCACCACUGAGACCAUCAGCCGGUACACGUUUACCGCCGACCGGACCACGAACGGCCAGCACAUUGUCUGCGAGGCCGCCAACGCCGUCAUCAAGAACAAGGCUGAGUCGCCGCUGCAGGCUCCUGUCAAGGUCGAAGUGCUCUACGCGCCUGUUGUGACGGUGACGCCCAGCAACGUGACCGUCAACGAGUCCAUGGACAUCCUGCUGUUGUGCAGCUACGACGCCAACCCCACCAACCUAACGGCCGUCUUCUGGUACAAGAGCGGCCGGCAGCUGGACCUGACUGACGAGGACAAGUACAAGGGAGGCACCCUGGAGCAGCCGUUGCUCCUCAUCGAGAACGCCUCCAGGCAUGACGCCGGCCGCUACCGCUGCGAGGUGGCCAACGAGAUCGGUGGCGGCAUGGCCGACAACGAGGCCGUGGUGCACGUCCAGUUCCCCCCGGACGUCGUGCUCACCAUGAGCCCGAGCAGCGUGAUCGAGGCUGACCAGGAGAACGUGACGUUCCGCUGUGACGUCACGGCCGGCGAGCCGGCCGAACUGCUGGGGGUGCGCUGGUACCUGGACGGCGAGCUGCUGCGCGAGCUGCCCGAGUGCAACGACACCGACCCAGGCUUGGCCUAUGACAGCCUGGAUGAAGGCAACGAGGACUUCUGCAACUCCAACCCCGCCGAGAUGAUAUUCCUCAAGGUGGACAGAACCUUUCUCGCCAACUACAGCUGCUCGGGCAUGAACUCAGCUGGGUGGGGCCCGGUCUCGACAGAAAAGGAGUUCAUCAUUCACUAUCCGCCUCUUGGGGCGGCGCUGGUGUAUGAGCCAGCCACCGUACUGAAGGGGUCAGCGGUGACCCUGACCUGUGAAGUCGAUGACCCGGGAUAUCCGCCGGCAAGCAAGUACAUUUGGAUGCGCGGCAACCACGUGAUCACGGACGUGACGGACAACACGUGGCGGAUCAGCACGGUGUCGCUGGAGGACGACGCCAACUUCAGCUGCGUAGCCAUGAACCAGGCGGGCAGCAGCGGCGAGGGACAGGCGGCACUCGACGUGCUCACCAAGCCGCAGUUCAUCGAACGCCUCCCCCUCUACAUGGGGGCUCUGAUGAACUCGUCGUCCAUCGCCGUCACCUGCAGGGUCGAGUGCUCACCUCUCUGUGAGCUGGAGUGGCUCAAAGACGACCAGGUGAUUGAAGACGGCUCGUAUUACUCGAUCAAGACGGGCGCCCUGGAGCCGGACCCGCGGACCAACGACUUCGAGUCGGUCGUGUCCACCCUCACCUGGAACAUGACGGCCUGGCCCAACCAGACGCUGGACCGGGUCCGGGACAACGCAAACUACACCUGCCGCAGCACGUCCAACACCGUCGGGCCGGGGGUCAGCAGCACCACCCUCUUCACUGUCGAGUACCCACCUGAGGACAUCGCCGUUACUUUGCCGGUCGUGGACGUGGUGGAGGGAGAGAAGCCCUCCCCCGUUAGGUGCACGGCCAACGCGUACCCGGCCGCCACCUACAUCUGGAAACACGGAGACGUGCCCAUCCAGACUGGCGAUCAGCUGGAUCUGAACUUCCACGAGGGCAUAAACCGCGAACAGGCCGGCGAGUACGUCUGCCACGCGCAGAACAAGCACGGCAUCGUCUCCACGCCAGUCUUCGUCAACGUCAUGUACGUUCCCGAGUGCAGCAUCGGCCAGAUGGAGCAGGACUGGCGAGUACCUGCUCGUCUGCACGGUCGACGCCGUGCCCGACGACGUGACCUUCACCUGGCGCUUCGACAACGAGACGCUGACGGAGCGGAUCCGGACCGAGGGCACCGUCACUUCGGCACCUACUACUGCUUGGUCAACAACUCGAUCGGCCCUGGCCUGCCCUGCGAGAUCGACGUUGCCGGUGGCGGUUGGGGCAUGCGCCUGGGGGACAUGAGCCUCAUCAUCGUGAUCGUGGUGGUCGUCGUGGCGCUGGUGCUGCUCCUCAUCAUCGGCAUCGUCAUCAUCCUCUGCUGCCGGCGCAAGCGCGCUAAGGAUAAAUACGGCGCGCCGAAUGCUCUAGAGGAGAGAGAAAAUCCGGAUGGUACCAGCAGUAGCCUCGGCGGCCAGGGCGUCCAGCCGCUGCACAAGUGGCCCAUCCGCCCCGGUGUGCACGUGCACGUGACCAGUGUGCAGUCGCUCACCAAGCUCAGCGACGCGCCGCCCGACGUCGCCGCCCCGCCGGCGACGCAGGAAAAAGUUGUAACGUUUAGGAGGGUGGAGACGGAUUCGGACUCAAAGGAGGACAACCUGGACACAGUGGGCGACCCGAGCAAAUCAAAGUCUUCCCCAAACGGCGCCCACCCGCCCGACGACAGGGCUGUCUACGAGAACCUGCCCUUCCACGGUAUGCAGCAGCCGCCCUCCAAGUCCACGGAAGGCGGCCAAGGUCGGUCGGCAGACAGUAGCCAGAGUCGACCACCAAGCGAACUGAGUCAGAACGGCUCCUCCGGCUACGGCAGCACCUUCUCCCAGGGCAACCCGCAGUACGGCUCCAUGCGCUCCCAGCACAGCUUCCAGUACGGAUCCACGCGGUCGCAGCGAGCCGACCCGGAGCGGCACGGACAGCAGCUGCUGCCCAUCCCGCAGUCGCCCGACCUGCCGGACACGCCGACCACGCACGACAAGACCACGCAGAGCGAGGCUAACAAUAACGACUGCGAGCGGCCCACGCCCCCGCAACGAGGCCCGGCCGCCAAGCCGCCUUACCACAACCUCAGCCUGCCGUACAGAGGACACAGAGCGCGCCAGCGGCAGGCGCAGAACCAGGCGGACUUCCAGCAACAGGCGCAAAAUCAGACCGAGCGCCAGCGGCAAGGGGACUCCUUUGAGAUGUGGGAGCAGGUUUGUUUGCUGCUUUCAGUCUUUUGUUCUUUCAUUUGCCGCCGUUUUCCGACAUCGCUUCGUUGCGUAGUCCAUCUCCCCCCCAUCCCCCUCCCACAUCAUUUGUUCUCAUAUACAAGCCAUCACUGAUCACCGAACCUGUAAAAUCUAUCAGCCAGUAACGCUCGAGAUAUCGCUGAUGCGUCUCAUGGGAACGGCAAAGCCUAGAGGCGAUGUGUGCCGUGAUUGGCAAGCGGCAUCAUCGACGACUGCAUAGCCCGUCCACGCACGGCGUCUCAGACAGCGUUUGGUCUUUCCCAAGCUAAACCCCGAACUGUACGUUCCGACGUGCCUCGUGUACGUCUCACGUGAGUGACUUCCGGGCGGGGCGAGCUCGCCUUUGAGCCAGCGCGCUCGUUCUUAGCUCACGUUCGCCCGAGCGCACCAUUACCUCACCGUAUGUCCGAGCUUAGCUCCAGCAUGAGCCACUGCACCGCUCUGUAGCUCCCACCACCCGCCCCUCAGCCAGCUGGUGGUCGUUGUGCGUGACGUCUCCUGGCCUGCCGCUGGACCAGUCUGGGCCUGUGUGUUGCCGUGUGUCCCCCCAGCACUCUGUGUAGGCGCAGCCGCUGUACAGAACCAGUUGUGCAGAGGCUGUCAGCUACUGCUCCCGCCGCCUGCUCCCUCCGCCUGCUCCCUCCGCCUGCUCCCUCCGCCUGCUCCGGUCCGUCUGUUCCCUCUUCCUGCUCCCUCCAUAUGCUCCCUCCACUUGUUCUGGUCCUUCGCUAGAGUAACUACCAGUCGCGCUGUCUCUCAAAUUCUUCCCAAAAACUCGCUUUCGUUGCCAGUAUAAGACCAUAGAAUUGCACUUCUGUGUGUUGCUACUUUCAAUCCCUCAAAGUGAUCGAGAAAUAUCGUGAAAUCAUGAACCAGACAAUCUAAGACGGGAUCACUCUCCCUGUAUAGAUACACGCCAAGAGCGAGUUAUGUCCUCCGGGUCAGCAUGUUUUUCAUAACUGUGCUCCAACCAGCUCAAUCGCUUCUACUUCCGACAUCAAUGUCCUAAAAACUCAGAGCAAGAACGGACCACAACAUUGAAGCAAAGUCCAUCGCAUUAUCCAUUCAGCUACAACAGCCGGCCGGCUGAAGCUCCCCAGUGCCGUGUCCCCUGACUGUAGUGCUGUCCUCGUGUGUGUGCCGCUAACCCUCCGCCGCCGUCCGGCUCCCUGCGCCUGCUGCCGCCUACUAACCGCCC
Messenger RNA from Pollicipes pollicipes, 5263 nucleotides. RefSeq names its product titin. Gene Ontology annotation, molecular function: cell adhesion molecule binding. The transcript has 25 exons. Bases 259 to 4158 code for a protein of 1299 amino acids. Gene Ontology annotation, biological process: cell-cell adhesion. Gene Ontology annotation, cellular component: plasma membrane; cell-cell junction. The record is from RefSeq and is a predicted model, not a curated record. NCBI's taxonomy places the organism in Eukaryota, Metazoa, Arthropoda, Thecostraca, Pollicipedomorpha, Pollicipedidae.